CGUGUAGGCAUUCAACUCAGGGAAUCCCAAUGGAUCCAAUAGUGGGACGUCCGCACUGCUCGUCCUAUCGGAAGACCUGUUCCCUCCUUGCCCCGCCUCCUGCCGUGACGCUCCCCCCAGAAACCAGUCCAGACGCAAGUGCAGACUUGGAAGGAAAAGAUAAAAGAUCUCAGAUUCAGACAGUCCAAGGAGAGGAGAAAACAGAAAUGCCUGACAGUUUGCUAUCUGGCAUGGAGAAGAAAUGGAAUCCAUUUUUGGCAAAGGAGAGGGAAAACGUAGGUGAAAGGGUGAAUGUGACUCUGGAUCCAGACACGGCUCAUCCCCAACUCAUCCUGUCUGAGGAUGGGAAAAGUGUGAGAUGGGAAGACACACGGCAGGAUCUGCCCGACAACCCUGAGAGAUUUGACUCUUGGGCUUGUGUGCUGGGCUGUGAGGGAUUCACCUCGGGGAGACAUUGCUGGGAGGUGGAGGUGGGGGGUGGGGGAGUCUGUGUUGUGGGGGUGGCCAGAGAGUCUGUGGGGAGGAAGGGAGAGAUCAGCUUUAGCCCUGAGGAGGGGAUCUGGUCUGUAGGUCAGGCUGGAGGUCAGUACUGGGCUCUCACCUCGCCUAAGAAAGUCCUCUUGCCUCUGAGCUGCAUCCCCCAGAGGAUCUGGGUUUCUCUGGAUUACGAAGAGGGGCUGGUGACAUUUUUUGAUGCUGAUAGUGAGUCCCUCAUCUUCCCCUACCAGAGGGCCUCUUUCACUGAGGAGAGAGUCCUCCCUUUUUGUGUGUGGGGAAAGUGUCCAGCUCACACUGCCUCCUUCAGAGAUGAGGGUUUAAAUCCACAACCCCACCAGUCAUUCCCCAUAAAGGUCAUGUCUGCGUUGCACCCCCACGAUUUCUCCACAGUCCAGAAAGAAAGAGCGACACCAAAUUAAACCUAGCCACUGCUUCAGCAGAGUGCGCAACCCCUGUCUCAGGCAGCUCUCAGCCCAGUGCCUUCCAACAAGGGAAACCGAGGCCAAACAUGCGUCGUCCCCAGAGGGGGAUCCACCGCCAGCCAGCUUGUGCCACCUGCCCUGCAGCUGGGACAGAGCCCCAUUGGGCCCAGCUGCCUCUCAGCCCAGAGAAAGGGAUUCUCUGGAUUCCCUGUUCAAUUUGUGGUGAUAGAAAUAGCUUCCAACUGCCCUGCUUCUCACUGUCCCUGUGCCCCCAUGUAACGAUCUCGAGUCCCCAGCUGCUCUGUUCCCCUUCACCCGCUAGAAACUGGCUCCCAGUGAGAGAGCCCAGAAUGAGCCACUUUCUCUCCCUGGAGAGAAGCUGGGUGCUGCGGAGGGAGAUAGGCCCAUGUGGGCCCUGGCGGCUGGGGAUGGCAAGCCAGGGAGGAGCUGGAAUUCUGUAACUCACCUUCCAGCUAAAGAACUAGCCUCUCUGCUGCCACCCUAGAGUCACUCCUUGGGUUAUGAGGGUGGUAACUAGCACUGGGCAGUUGUGUGACUAGAUGGGGCAGAAACCCUCUACUCAGGAGAGUUUGGAGUGUCAGUCACUGUGUGAACAGGGUUGGGGUUUCUGUACUGUACAGCUCUGUUUAUUUUAUGGGCAAGGGCCUAGGUCGCGGCUGUGUAGUGGCUGCUUAUUGUGCUAAGCAUGCUCAUUCCGGAGUCCUCCCUCUGUUU
Molecule: messenger RNA, 1655 nt
Organism: Trachemys scripta elegans
Lineage: Eukaryota; Metazoa; Chordata; Testudines; Emydidae
Product: butyrophilin subfamily 1 member A1-like
Exons: 4
Coding region: 30-917 (295 amino acids)
Molecular function (GO): protein binding
Source: RefSeq, a predicted model, not a curated record